Molecule: messenger RNA, 2560 nt
Organism: Aspergillus sclerotioniger CBS 115572
Lineage: Eukaryota; Fungi; Ascomycota; Eurotiomycetes; Eurotiales; Aspergillaceae
Exons: 3
Coding region: 350-2368 (672 amino acids)
Source: RefSeq, a predicted model, not a curated record
CACCAUUCUACUCAUCUUCCUGCUCAUCCUCCUGUUCAUCUUCCUGCUCAUCUUCCUGCUCAUCUUCCUGCUCAUCUUCCUGCUCAUCUUCCUGCUCAUCUUCCUGCUCAUCUUCCUGCUCAUCUUCCUGCUCAUCUUCCUGCUCAUCUUCCUGCUCAUCUUCCUGCUCAUCUUCCUGCUCAUCUUCCUGCUCAUCUUCCUGCUCAUCUUCCUGCUCAUCUUUCUGCCUCGACCCCCCUGACUGGCUUCUGAUCCAAAGCUUCCGUGUCAAUCAUCCUCAUCCGAUUCUAUCCUUUUACGCAUUGCACAAACAGCCCAUGAUCUCAUUCUGCGAUACCCGUUCAUCGUCAUGGGGUCCCCCAUUGGCCUAAGCUACAAAAUCCCGGUCCCAAAGAACAGAUGGAGCUGGGAACAGAGGACUUUCCUCUGCUGCCUCCAUGAAUACUUCCGGAGAGACCGUAAAGUAUUCAAAGACAUUUUUAACCACGUUUUCGAAUCACAAGUGAAAGAAUGUGGACUAGUCGAUGGAAUCUCUUGGAGGGCGCUUGAUUCUCAAUGGCGGGAAUUGGAGAGAUUUUCAUAUCCGGAGUGGAGAGAGGUUCAUCAAGCUUCACUCAGCGGGAACAGGCGUUGGCGUCCUAUACUUGCACAGAUAAAGAGGGCUGCAAGAGAUCUCGGGCUUCACGUAGUCCAGAAGUAUAUCGAUGAAAAUUAUACUCCUAGCUUUCGGCCAACUCCAACCCCGCCAGCUAACGUUCGGGAUGCGCAGAGCCCGAGUAACUCCGUGAUACAGAGCCUUGAGGGAAUGGUUGCUAGGGGCGAACAAGAGCAGCCAGAGUCAGAACUCAUUGGUCCUACUCAAAACAACGCCAGCUUAUGCAACGGCGGUGGCAAAGUAUGCCUCUGGUGCGCGCAAGAACAAGCCACCAAUGAAGAAAUAUCGGAACAGACGAGUUCGUCCAGGACUAAAUCGAGUAAUUCAGUGCCCCCGCUUCUUUACCGGUGGUCUAAUAUCGACAGCCAAGGCGUUAACUCGAAGAAGUUAUUUCUGGCUGGUCUAUUUGCAGAUGGCCGCGAAUAUUUCUCCCCAGAAGAUAUUUCCUCGGAGGAGUUUUCUCAAUACUUUUUGAUACAUGCCUACAUCGAGGAAAAGCCAACACCAUUCAUAUCAACAUUUACAUCAAUGCUGUCCCCAGUACACAGAGCACUUCGGGGAAAAGAAGGCGCUAUUAUAUCGAUCAUCGACACCAAAAAGCUAGACACUGCGUUAUUUUCCGCACAUGAUAAUUACAGAACACGUAACCUGCGCAUCCGAGGUUAUAAUGGCGGAGGUGAGUGGUUGGUAUGGGGAAGGAUCCCCUCCGCUGCCAUAAUAUGUGCUGUGAAAAUAAGUACGAUACAACAGCUAGCAGCGCAGCAUUUUGAGAUUGGAAAGUUACUCCAGCUUGCAAAGAUAGCCUCUCAUAAGUUCAACAGGAAGAAGCUGCAUGAAGAUCUAGCUAGAGGAGCUGGAAACCUCGACCGCGCCUCAGGUUUUGCGAUAGGGAAAUUCCUAGUAUCUAUUGGUCUUCCGUUGAAAUUUAGAAAGGAUGUCAGCGAAGGCUUAGUUCGUUCUUGGAGAGUGAAGAGAACAGGAUCAUGGGAUACUUUCUACGAGGGAUUGGAUGCUGGCUAUGGCCUCAAUUCUAGACCAUUUUCUGCCAGAUCUAAUGAAGCCGGGAGUCCGGAGCCUGUGUCUUAUGAAAGUUCAGAUGAAGAUUCAGUCACUGAGUGUGGAGACGCAAGUGAUGGCGAACUCGAGGCUUUGGCUGCCAGCUCCCCUUGCCCAAGGGGUCGCGGACAGACUGAAGAUCAUAUCUAUAACCAAACCCUCGAAAAUACCCCAGAACAGAAUUCUCACUCGAAUCCCCACUGGUCCCCUCGGAAAAGCACAGGGCCAGAUUCUGAAUUGGCAUUUAACGGAAUCGCCGAGCCAGGAAACGACGACCUAUUUGUUCAGCCCGGCUUUGACCAAUCAGCAGAGCAAAUGAGCGACUGGCCUGACGAGGAUGAAGCCCAGGAACUGCUAUCACUAACCACACCCUCAUUCCGUCCGCUCAUCGAGUUGUUCAACCCAGACACUGGUGGAUGGGUUCAAGAACAGGCAGAGUUAAGACGGAAUUUAGACGGUCAACCAUCUAGCAUGCAAUCGGUUUCAUUUCAUGAUAUGCUGGGAAUCCGUGGCAUGUCUGAUAUUGAAAGCGACAUACUAUUCGACAUUGAGAGGUGUUCCACUACAAGCAUGUCUCGUGAGUCGUCAGAGGACAUCAUACCGCAGCAUCGGUUCGCCGAAGAUCGAGAACGCCGAAGACUCUGGCUUCAGAAGUGAACUCGCUCUUCCCAUACUCCACUUUGUACGCCAGAUGUGCACCACACCAAUUCUAUUCGCCCUCCAGACACUUAUUGUCAUGACAUGGACGCUAAGAUCGGUCCGUGAGAUUAGUGGUGGUGGAUGCGCAUGUGUGGGGGAUGCUUAUCUGUGGGAGGCGAUUUAGAAUGGUACAUAUGGACGUGCACUAGA